AUGCAGAACUUUGUAUACAGGCACAGCAUCGUCCUGCUUGCACUAGUGGACCACCGCUACCGGUUCUUGUAUAUCAACGUGGGAUCACCAGGCCGGUGCCACGAUGCCUUCGUUUAUCAUCGAUCCAGCCUGGCAAAGUGCGUGGAAGGACCGUUGUUCAAGACCCCCGUGGCCAAGAUCAACCGGACAGCUGUCCCUCCAUUAAUAUUGUGUGACCAGGCGUUCCCCUUGACACCUCACUUGGUCAAGCCCUUUAGCCACAGGGCCCACGUGAACGAUGAAAAGAAACAGUUCAACUAUCACCUGUCCAACGCCAGGGGGGUGGUUGAGAAUGCCUUUGGCAGGAUGAAGGCAAGGUUUAGGUACACAAUGAAGAGAAUGGAGUGCGACAUGGAGAAUGCGCCACUGGUGAUUCGCACUUGCUGCGUGCUCAACAGCAUUUGUGAACAUUUCAACGAGCCUGUCAUGCAGCAGUGGACCACUGAGUUGCACGCUACCUCUGCCCCGUAUGCGAAGCCACAGGGCUUUACAGAUGUUAGGACCGGAAAUGGAGACGCAGUUCGGGACGCAAUUGUGCAGUACUACAAGCGGCGGCCUCAAGUGGCACUCCCUAAGGUGCAUUUCCCUGGUGUGGGCUGCGUCGAAACUCUCCCGCAGAAGCCUCCGUUCUGUCAGCGGUGCCUCCCUGAACUCAGCAGUGCCAGCGGUGCGUCGCCUUUUCCGUGCAGGACGCUGUUCCUGCAGGUGUACUUGGCUUUGCGGCUCAUCAUCCAGGUUCCCAGCGGAGCCUCCUACGUGUUCAGCAGCUGCUUCUGUGAUGCCUUCUGUGUACUCCAGUGCUUCCAGGCUGUCUGA
This is a messenger RNA of Ornithodoros turicata, 855 nucleotides long. RefSeq lists its product as uncharacterized. Lineage: Eukaryota; Metazoa; Arthropoda; Arachnida; Ixodida; Argasidae. The coding region runs from base 1 to 855 and encodes 284 amino acids. The transcript has 3 exons. The record is from RefSeq and is a predicted model, not a curated record.